AUAGGACAUCUGUUUAUUCUGUCUGUCUGUCUUUUGUCAUUGGUGAAUAGUUAAUACUUUAACCUCUGAAUUAUAUUAUAUUUAACAUGUUUUCUUCCUUUGUUCGAUGCAUUCGACCCAUGAGAUAUUUAAAAACAUCACUGUUUUUAAAAGAUAAACGAUGGAUGUUAUCAACAACCAAAGCUGCUUUUGCUUCAGAGGCAAACAAAACGGAAACAAAACCCACAAUUAGGCCAACAGAUGAAUUGAAGACAUCACAGUUGAGUGAAUAUGGCAUUUUUGUAGCUGAAUGUUUGCCUAAAUAUGUCCAAAAAGUGCAGAUUGCAAAUGGAGAUGAAUUAGAAGUCAUGAUUGCACCUGAGGGUGUCAUUCCUGUGUUAACGUUUCUAAAAGAUCACCAUCUUGCACAAUUUGAAUCGCUUGUUGAUAUUGCUGGAGUUGAUGUACCCACAAGAGAAUACAGAUUUGAAAUAGUGUACAAUCUGUUAAGUUUGAGAUACAAUGCGCGUAUCAGAGUGAAAACGUAUACCGAUGAAUUAACCCCAAUUGAUUCUGCAUGUGAAGUUUACAAAGCUGCUAAUUGGUAUGAACGUGAAAUAUGGGAUAUGUUUGGCGUAUAUUUUAGUAAUCACCCUGAUUUGAGAAGGAUUUUGACAGAUUAUGGUUUUGAAGGUCAUCCCUUCAGGAAAGAUUUCCCUUUGAGUGGCUAUGUGGAAGUGAGAUAUGAUGAUGAAGUUAAACGCGUUGUAGUAGAACCUUUGGAAUUAACUCAAGAAUUCCGCAAAUUUGACUUGGUUGGCCCUUGGGAACAAUUUCCUGCAUACAGUGCCGAAUCUGCUUCUAUAAAAGAAGUGCCAUUACCCAGUGAAACUGCUGAAAAAAAGUAAAAAGUAUUAAUUAUGAAAUAGGAACAAAAUAUUAGUAGCAGCUGUAAUUUGUGAAAUAUUAUAGAUCAUAAUAAAAUACUGAGAAGGCUGCAUUGUU
Molecule: messenger RNA, 984 nt
Organism: Stegodyphus dumicola
Lineage: Eukaryota; Metazoa; Arthropoda; Arachnida; Araneae; Eresidae
Gene: ND-30
Product: NADH:ubiquinone oxidoreductase core subunit S3
Cellular component (GO): respiratory chain complex I
Molecular function (GO): NADH dehydrogenase (ubiquinone) activity
Source: RefSeq, a predicted model, not a curated record